Molecule: messenger RNA, 2421 nt
Organism: Amphimedon queenslandica
Lineage: Eukaryota; Metazoa; Porifera; Demospongiae; Haplosclerida; Niphatidae
Exons: 17
Coding region: 7-2172 (721 amino acids)
Molecular function (GO): protein binding
Source: RefSeq, a predicted model, not a curated record
CGCGCAAUGAUGAAUUUGUUUUUUGUUGCUCUCCGGCUCCUCGCAGUCCUCAGUCUCCUGCUUCAGUUGACUUGUUGUGCAGCAAAUUUUACUAAUAUAACAGUACAGCCAGUGUCUAUUAAUACAACACUCAACUCCACUGUUGUCUUCUCUUGUGAAGCUGAGGGAGCUCAUGAACUUAAUUUUCGAGUUAACGAUACACAAGCUACUCAUAACAGUUUUACUGAAUCAGGAUUUAAUGUAACAACAACUACCAGUAAUAAUACUAUGAGAGCUAAGCUACAAGCAACAGCAUAUGAAGAUAAUAAUAAUACUAAUGUAACGUGUAUAGCUCAUCAUGAUGAUAAUGAUACUCCAAUUCACAGUAAUGUAGCCACGUUAAUAAUACAAGGUCUAUUGGAUAGUGUUAGUGAUCUGGAUUAUACCUUUAUUAAUGGAUCCAGUGUAUUAUUAACAUGGACAGCUCCUUAUACACUGGAUAAUGUACCUAUCACUGGAUACUAUAUAGUCAAUGGAUCAGUGAAAAUUACUACUCCUAAUAAUAAUACUAAUAUUACACUCUCAACUACUAAUCCUGAUCCUUGUGUAUUAAAUAAUGUAUCAGUUUCUCCUAUUAAUGGUGUUGGAAUAGGUUCAUCUAAUAGUAUCAUUUUUUAUCAUGAAUCAGUUCCUCUCAUUACUCCUCCUGUAUCAGUGGUACCAACUGUAAUUGAUGGACAACAAAUAUCAUUAAAUAUCAAAAUUAAUGUCAGUAUGAUGUGUAAAGGAGAGUAUCCUAAUAUGAUAACUAUUAUCAUAGAUAACACAGUAAAAAAAAGUAACAAUAUAUUAACACAAGUUAAUGAUCAACUGAUGAUUACUGAAGUAAUGACUGUUCCAGAUAGUUUAAGUACAUUUAUUGUUAAUGUAUCAUUGAGUAAUAAUGGAGGAGAUUUCUUAUAUAUACCGUCUUUUGGCUUCGGUUUUCUUGGACCAGUUACUAACAUUGACUCUUUAAUCGACAACUGUUCUACUAUUAAUAUAACAUGGACCACUCCUGCAGUUGAUGAUAGAGUAUCUAUACACUAUCACAUGCUAAGAAUAUAUGAUGCUAUUACUAGUAGUCUAAUAAAGAGUGUAUCGGUAUAUGAUACCAGUUAUCAGUUUGUGGAUAAUAAUCUAUUUAUUCAUCGUUAUACAUAUGUUAUAACUGGAGUUAAUGAAUUAGGAGAAGGAAUAUCUAUUAAUGAUACAUUCUCAUAUCAAAGAGUACCAAGAUCAGUUACAAGAGCUCAUUUGUAUAUAACAGCAUUUAAUGAGACUAGUGCUAAUGCUUCUUUUAGUAUACCAGUCAUAAUUGAGUGUACUGGUGAAGCCCCUGAGAAUGCUACGAUUACUAUACAAUGCAUUGAAAUUGGUGUUGUAUAUGAUGAUAUUGAGCUAGUAGAAUAUUCACAACCCAAAAAUAUAGCAGGAUCAGUACCAAUACUACUAAAUCAACAAUGUAAUAUCAGUAUUGUAUUUAGUAAUGAGGCCGGUAGCAGUGAACCAUUUAUGCUAGCAUUUAACACUACUCUUCCAGUUGAUCCUACACCAUCCCCUACUGGUACUGAUAGAACAGCUACUUCAUCUCCAAUAAUAUCUAUACUAGAAAUUGAAGUUAUUGGUGGUGCAAUUGCUGUAGUCCUUGUACUAAUAGGACUAAUCAUUUUUAUUAUAAUUGUAAUGUUCUAUAAAAGACAUAAAAAAAAGGCAAAGAAAAAUUCUAAUUCUACUCAUGCAUCACCUAGCAGUACUAGUCACACGGAAGGAGAAGAACAUCAACAUCAACACACAAACACAAGAACAAUGACUCUCACAGAACUGAAAGAAAAUCAUGAAGGUUUUAUUGGUGAUAAUGAGAUUGGUGAUGGCACUACAUACAGUAAAACUGAAACAACUGAUAAUGCUGUCUCAAUAGAUGAUGCUGCUCCUGUUAAAGAUACACUUGAAGGUAGUGAAGUGACACCUAAACAACUUAAUAAUGAAAAACAACAUGAAGAAGCUUCUAAAAGAGUUGCUACUACUGGAGGAGCUACAGAUUUAGGUAUAGCCCCUACUAAACCUGUAUCACAAGAUCAAUCAGUUCAAUAUGCUGGCAUUGAUUCUGUGGCACCUAAAUCAAAAGUUCCUCAACUACAGUCUAGUGAUUAGGUAUCAGCUAUUCCACAAUUACAAAGUGUAGAUUAAAGAGGAAAAGAACUAUGUUAAGUGUAUUUCAUGAUUCUUCCAAAAGGCAAAACACUUAUUGCAUUUGUUUAUGCUUGUUUUUAGACUAGCUAUUUUUAGAAUUUUAUGACCCCUUUCAUUCUUACUUUUAUAUUGUAUAUUACUUGAGUACCAUUAUUAUGAAUAAUCUACAUAUUUUACAGUAGCCUAAUGCUGUAAUACACUCCAAUGUAA